Messenger RNA from Malus domestica (apple), 1193 nucleotides. NCBI's taxonomy places the organism in Eukaryota, Viridiplantae, Streptophyta, Magnoliopsida, Rosales, Rosaceae. The record is from RefSeq and is a predicted model, not a curated record.
AUGGCCUGCCUUCACGUGGCCAAGCUCCAUGUCGCCGCCGGUGAGUUCAGCGACGCCCUCCGUGCUCUCAAUAUGGGCCUCAUCAUGGGCGGCCCGCUCUCGAAGCCCGACUUGCACUCCCUCGUCUCCGUCGUCGCCGCCAAAGCCAGGGCAACUAGGGUUCGUCAGCAACAGCAGAAAUGUCCCAAUUCGGACCGCCGAUUGGGCCGGCAAGACGUCGUCUCGGAGGAGGUGAGAAAUGGUUGUGAAGAGUUGAGGUCUAUCUUUGGAGGGAUUUUUGAGCGAAUACUUGUUUCCGGGUUGUCCGGUGGUAAUAACCGAUGGCAUGGAUCAUUGGCCGGCCAGGAUUAUCUAACGAAGGUUGCCGGUGAUCGCACCGUGCCAGUUGAGGUCGGGAAAAAUUAUUUGUACCCGGAGUGGAAGCAAGGGCUUAUUACGUUUUCCCAGUUUCUUGAGAGGAUUCAGGCUAAUGGCUCUGCUUCUGCUGCCCCAACAUACCUUGCUCAGCAUCCAUUGUUUGAUCAGAUACACGAGUUACGUGAGGACAUAUGUAUUCCUGACUAUUGUUUUGCCGGUGGUGGCGAACUAAGGUCUGCUGGAACAGUAACUCCAUUACACCACGAUCCACACCAUAAUGUUCUUGCUCAGGUAGUUGGCAAAAAGUAUGUAAGGCUCUACCUUGCAUCAUUGUCCGAGGAACUCUAUCCAUACACUGAGAUCAUGCUAUGCAACUCAAGCCAGGUUGAUCUAGACAAGUUCCCAAAGAUGCAUGACUUGGAAUUUCAUGACUGCAUUUUAGAGGAAGGUGAUAUGAUUUAUAUCCCACCAAAGUGGUGGCACCACAUGCGAUCUCUAACGCCAAGUCUCUCUGUUAGCUUUUGGUGGAGUGAGUAUGAAAGUUCAUAGCUUUUACAGUGGAGUGGUAUUAAGUUCGAAGCUUUUGGUGGACGAAGGAUGAAAGCCCAGCUGUGUCUUGCUUAUUGUUUUUAUUAUUGGUAUAGACAGGGCAGUUUUCAGCUGCAACAAGACUACAUUAUCAUGUAUAAGCAAUUCUGCUGAGUUUUACAGCAUAUCAUCAGACUCACAGAGGUCUCAAUUGUGAAGUAACUGUUACAACAUUUUUUAGGAUAACAUUUCAACCUCUCUCUCUCUCUCUCUCUCGUUUCAUUAAUUGAGUCAGAUUCGUUCAAUUU